Fusarium sp. VM40 is the source of this 1764-nucleotide messenger RNA. The record is from the annotation of a GenBank genome assembly. Lineage: Eukaryota; Fungi; Ascomycota; Sordariomycetes; Hypocreales; Nectriaceae.
AUGAUGCUCAAAUCAGCUAUCGCCCUUUCCGCGGGCUUCAUCAGCAGUGCCCAUGCCUUCUGGCGUAUGGAAUGCCCCGGCCGCGUGGGAUUGGCACGUAUCGAUCCCAUCAUCGACCCUGGCACGGUCUCGAAGCAUGCCCACUCCAUCCACGGCUCCUCAGGCUUCGCCGAAACUGUUACAUCCCAACAACUUCUAGAUGCCGACUGUACAUCGUGCCGAGUAACACAAGACAAGUCUUCUUACUGGCACCCUGCUUUGUAUUUCGAAGAUGCCGAUACCAAGAAAUUUGAAGUCGUUGACCAAGUAGGCGGCAUGUUAGCUUACUACCUGCUAUUUGGAGACAACAUAACCGCUUUCCCCCCUGACUUCAGAAUGUUGUCCGGCUCAAACGAACGAAGAACCUACGGUAUGGGUGAUCCUAGCAAGCCAGACCCGGAGAAGUCUGUGUGGCAAGCUCUUGGCCAGACCUCGCAGAAGGACCUGGCUCAACGUGCGCUCGGCUUCAACUGUCUCAAUUACCAAAAAGCCCCUGAGGGUACCCUCUACCGUCAUUACAUGCCUGACAAGGAAUACCUGGACGCAAACUGUAAGGAUGGUAUUCGUCUGGAGAUCAUGUUCCCUUCUUGCUGGAAAGGUGGCGAUGCUGUGGACAGCGACAAUCAUAAGGACCAUGUCGCUUUCCCAGAUCUUGUUAUGACAGGUACCUGCCCUCAGGAUUAUCCUGUCAGACUGCCUAGUCUCAUGUAUGAGGUGAUCUGGAACACUGCUGCUUUCUCCGAUCGCAACGGUCGAUUUGUUUUUGCCAACGGCGACACUACCGGAUACGGUUAUCAUGCGGAUUUCAUUACAGGCUGGGAGGAAGAGUUCCUUCAGGAUGCCAUCGAAACCUGCACCAACGAAUCUGGAAGGAUCGAGGACUGCCCUCUCUUCGACGUUGUCAGCGAAACAGAGGCCAAAACAUGUGAGAUGAAGAUGCCCAAGGUGUUGGCCAACGAGGAUUGCAAGGGCCCUAUGAAAGCGCUGCCUGGCAGCAACGGAGACUCUUAUGGAGAUGAUUCCGACGUCGAGAAGCCCGACCCCACUGGCAUCAAGGUAGCCCCAACGUUGUCCUACUCUCCUGGUGACAGGCCAGAGAACUCCGCCUCGCCUCUUCCAGGGCAAGUCUUCAAGGUGUCGUCGGCUUAUCAGGCCCCGGCUCCUGGCCCAAGCUCCAAGACCUCUAGUGUCGUGGCAGCUAUUCCAUCUAUCGAAUCCAAGCCUUCGGUUCCUGUGGUACUGGCACCCGUCCCUACCAUUGAGGCUGUCCCCGAUGCCGACUUGGGCGUAGCUGCACUCAAGGAGACCACAACCGCUGGUGAACCAAGCGUUCCUUCCGCACCUACAACCACACCGGCACCUGAGCUUGUGCCUGUAACAGACACCAAGAGCUUUUACAGCACACAGUACGUCACAAACGGCAACCUUGUGAGCAAGAUCCUCUGGGAAGAAGAGGUGGUCUACGUGACCGAUCUUCAAGAGGAGACGGUGAUCGUUACUGUUACAUCAACCGCUGUUGUUGGACCUUCGGCUGCCCCGGCUGCUCAAGCAGCACCCGCCGUACCAGCAGCACUCGAAGCACCGGCGGCUGAAGCAGCUCAAGCGGCGCCGGCUGUCCCAGUCGUUCCAGUCGCACCAGCUGCGCCUGCAGUACCAGCGGCAGGCCCACCAAGACGGAGACGUCGCGGUGCCCACCUGCAUGGUCACAGACGCCCACAUUUCUAA